GGGCCUAGUAGAGCCUGGAGGUUGGAGUGAGACGGAAACGGAGGGGAAGCUGGGGCGGGCGGCUUAGUGGCUACAGGAGAGUGCGGUGCCGAAAGGCCUGCAGACUGACGGGAUGGUGGAGAAGGCCGGCUGCGGGAGAGAGUCUAUGCCCUCACUAAUGCCAAGUGGAUUAAAUCCUGCCCUCUCGGGCAGCUCACAAAUGCAUGCCAAGCAGGGCAUGAAAUUGGAGGCCGUGAUGGAGCAACUGCAGAGGCAACAAAAGCAAGCUGCCCGCAGCAUGGAGGAGCGGGAGAGACAGAUAAGAGAAACACAACUGCUGUAUGCCCAGCAGCUGGCAUCACAGCAUAUGAUUAAAUCAGAACCUGGUUCUGCCAAUUUGUCAGCUGCUAAGGCCCGCCCGCCCAUGCCACCUCCACAUGCGGCUAGUGAUCCAGAUGAAGACGAGGACAUGGAAGAUGACGAUGAAACUGAUGGAGACUCUUAUGAGGAAGAUGGUGAUCGCAGGGAACGUCAGUCAUCCACGUUGGCGCAGAAGUAUCUACAGGCUCAGAGGGAGCAGCAGGGAAUAGUCACUCCUAAUUCACAAGGGAACCUUGGUCAGCGACAUCUUGCGGUGAAAGAGGAGCCCCAAGAUGAAAACAGUAAUCCUUCACCCUCUAAACAUCCAAAGCAAAAUAUGGAGGAGCACAUUAAGCCGGAGAACACCUCUUGGUCUGAACAUGGGGAUGGACAUAGCAGAGAAGCAUCUCGGGACUUUGCCAAGCUUUAUGAGCUUGACAGUGAUCCAAAACGGAAAGAAUUUCUCGAUGAUCUCUUUGUGUUCAUGCAAAAGAAAGGCACCCCAAUCAGUCGUAUACCCAUAAUGGCCAAGCAGCUGUUGGACCUGUAUAUGCUGUACAAGCUUGUAACUGAAAAGGGAGGUCUUGUCGAGGUCAUCAAUAAGAAAAUCUGGAGAGAGAUCACCAAGGGACUGAACUUGCCCACCUCCAUUACCAGUGCUGCCUUCACCUUGCGUACACAAUACAUGAAGUAUCUUUACCUCUAUGAGUGUGAGAAGAAAUCGCUCAGCUCUCCAGCAGAGCUGCAAGCUGCAAUAGAUGGAAACCGAAGAGAAGGCAGACGUCCCAGCUAUGGCACUACCUCUUUUAACUACUCCCCAACUCCAGCAGGGCCCACCGCUCUCUUUGGAGCUCAGAAACUUCCUCUGUCCUUGCUUGGCGUGCACCCAUCAUCUCGCAUGUCACCAGUUACUCCACUGAAGAAAGGGGAUUGCCCUGUAAGCUUGUUGCCAAACCGCCUAUCUAUGGCCCCUGGGUCUUUGAGUGUGCAGCAGACUCCUACAGGAAUGCGGAUCUCCUCACUGGAACAAGUAAAGGAGAGGCUGGAGUCCGGUGAGCCUCCAGAGAAGCGAGCAUCUCGGACCUUGAUAGAAGAGCAGCAGAGGCUCAUGCAGCAAGCUCUUCAGCACAAUUUACUGAGCAUGGCCAGGCAGAUACCAAUGAAACUAAAGAUCAAUGGGAAGGCAGCGCAGGACACUUCACUCAACCUGGGCACUGGCAGCAUCAACAUGUCCAUUGAAAUAAAUGGCACAAUGUACACAGGCAUUCUAUAUGCACAGAAGCCUGUUCCUUUAAUUGCUGGUUACACUGGGCAAAGUGGAGGAAGUGGCAGCAGCAAUACCUCUCAAGCGUCUCGGAGCCCCAAUUCUUCCAGGGGAACCCCAGGAGCUGAGCCCUCCACCAGCUGGUCCCUCUGAAUAGGAGGGCAUAGGCAUGAUGAUACUACUUACCUCCUCUGCGAGAAAGCGUUACACAACCGUACCUACCUCAGCUUGCAGGAAGACUUCAACUCCGCUUACCUCACCUUGAUGAAAGGUUUCACAACCAAAUUUUACCUCAUUCUCUGAAGGCAUUACACAAAUUCAUCUAUGGGCAGGAAGAAUACUAGGCAAAGACUUGGUGAUUAACCUGCCGCUGAGCGUCAGCUCUUGCCUACUGUAUGGCAUUUUGGGAGCAUACGUAUGCAGUAGACCUGCAUUCUCUGUCCCCUCCCCAUGUUUUUUUUAAAAUGAGAGGUAAACUAAUACCUGCUGUUUCAUCAGUGGCCGCAAACCAUUUCUUGUGCAUUCACCAUGUAAUGUACAUGGGGACGCUGGGGGCGACUGUUAUACUCCUGUCCCCUGUAUAAUUUAAGCAUCGGGUUCUCUGUCCCUCAGUGGUUGGUGCACAAUCUAAGUGCUUAAGACAGUAAGACAUUUUGUAGG
Bufo bufo (common toad) is the source of this 2263-nucleotide messenger RNA. RefSeq names its product AT-rich interaction domain 3B (gene ARID3B). The transcript has 9 exons. Gene Ontology annotation, molecular function: DNA binding. The coding region runs from base 113 to 1756 and encodes 547 amino acids. The record is from RefSeq and is a predicted model, not a curated record. NCBI's taxonomy places the organism in Eukaryota, Metazoa, Chordata, Amphibia, Anura, Bufonidae. Gene Ontology annotation, biological process: regulation of transcription by RNA polymerase II. Gene Ontology annotation, cellular component: nucleus.